UGACAUUGUGAUAAAACCAAGGAAAAUCACCGAACGCGAUAUAUUUGAACUGACCAUUGUCUCGUUGCACAGGAAGUGAUGGCGGGACACUCGACGUUGUGGAUAGAUGAUCCUCACCUGUCAUAUCUAAUUGCGGGCAGUUUAGUAAAUGCAGUAGGGGAUCCAGAUUUGCAAAGAAUAAGACGACACAUUAUGGACAUUUUGGAUCAAUUGGAUUGCCAUAAUGACCAGAUGGAAAUAAUUAGAGCUGGUGGAUGUGCUGAGGGAUUCCGCAUGAGGGGAACAGAUGUAGAUCAAAUGCAUGUUGAUAAACGGACCAAAGUAGUUGCAGAAGUUCCCAGAAACUUUGGAACUGACAUGGCCGUCGUCAGAUUGUUGAAGACUUCUGAUGUACCACCUGGGUAUGUAAAACUUGCUGUACAAACCCCUCAUACGCCAGUUGCGCACAUAAAAGAAUCAACACAUCGAGUGGGAGGAGAUUACUAUUUGUCGAGCGAAGAGUUUGUAAGAUGGUUCCAUAAAUUAAACCCCAAUGGAGUUCUUCAUGGACCGUGCUUAAUGGAACGAUAUGAACAAGGACCAGAUCAUGAUAGGGCAUUUUGUCUGGAAUUCAAAGAAUGGCCUGUGUAUGCAAACGAAUGGGUUGAACGAAAAAGGUCAUACGGAUGGCCAUCAGGGGGACUCAUUGAAAAAAUCAAAACACAAGGAUGUCAUAUAAUGGCCAUUGGGUCCAAGAAGCUGACAGAAAAUUUAAUUUCAGACAAUUUAGAAAAUGUUAAAUGGAUUCAGGAUCCUUUUCAGUGGAGACUGUCUUUUUCUCUUGCAGAGAAACAAUUGAUUUACUCUUUCAAUAACACGCAGUUUUUGACAUAUGGAAUUUUCAAGCUUUUAAAUCAAGAAGUAUUUUCACAAGACUCAAUUGUCUCAGACUGUAUCUGUUCUUACUUUCUAAAAUCAGCUUUGUUUUGGACAAUUGAAGAAACUCCUUCCGAUUACUGGAAGCCAGAGUAUUUGGUUUUUUGUGUCGACAUUUGCUUUCAAAGGCUACUUGAAUGGACAAGAAACGGGGUUUGCCCGAAUUUUUUUAUUAGAGAAAACAACAUGUUCAUGGGUAAAGUAGAAGAAUGGCAAUUGGAGUACACAUCCUGGAAACUUUUUGAAUUGUACAAUGAAGGAUGGAGAUGCUUAUUGCGUUGUCACUCCUUAAGUCAUUUAAAAAAAGCCUUAGAAGAUGCCAGAAAUAAGAUAACACCUAAUUCAUUUCCUAUCUCAAUCCCAGAGGAGGACUUCAGAUGUUUGCGUUCCUCUGUAAGGGACAAAACACAAGUAGAAGGAAAUGUGGAUGCAGUGCUAUUUAGCGAAAUAAAGAAAACAGUCAAUAAGGAAGAAAAUGAAUGGGACGCGACAAAAAUUUCCGACAUGCCAUGGCAGAUUGCUUCAUAACGCUUCAAUUAGAAACACCGGAAGCGUGUAACUAUAAAAUGCUGUUGACUUUCCUUGUUUACGCACACGUUAUUUAACUUAUUCUGAUAAACCAAAGUGAUAUCUUUAGUUU
This is a messenger RNA of Magallana angulata, 1555 nucleotides long. RefSeq lists its product as uncharacterized. NCBI's taxonomy places the organism in Eukaryota, Metazoa, Mollusca, Bivalvia, Ostreida, Ostreidae. The coding region runs from base 79 to 1443 and encodes 454 amino acids. The transcript has 3 exons. The record is from RefSeq and is a predicted model, not a curated record.